UGGGUUAUAGAUAAUUUUAAACUUGGCACUGCUCAGUAUGUUUGCAUUAUGUCAAAAACGUUAGUGUGUGCUAAAAACCUUGGUGAUAUAACUAUUCCAUCAAAAUAGAAUAAACAGUGAAUAACCAUCGUUGAACGUGGAACAGCUGAUGGCAGCACCUAUCAAUAUAACCGAGGUACCGGUGGGGAGCCGAGUCGUGCUUAAUUGCGACAGCAAUGAUGACGGCCACAACUUUAUGUAUUGGAUUAUUGAUUCCAACCAGGUGAUUGGCCCUGCUAAUCCUUAUGAUGCCAGGAAAUAUAAAUUUGAAAUUUUAUCGGGAAAAUUACACAUUGAUAAUGUAUCUCCCAAUGAGUCUGGGUCCUACAUGUGUGUCUCCAAAGAGUUAGAAAAAGGAGCAUACAAUGUGAGAGAAGUAGAAAUGAUAGUAAAAGGAGCAUUUUCUACUAUGGAUGCUGUGAAACUGGUUGCCAUUGUUAUGUCCAUUAUUGUAAUAAUAAGCUGUGCUGUGAUAUAUUAUCGUUUAAAGAAGGAAUGGAGUAAAUAUGAUGGAAGAACAGUUGUUCCAGUUGAUGAAGAAGAUGAGGAAGUGGAAGGAGAUGAAAUAUACAACCGUACUACAACCAACAUUAGCCAGCAAGCAGCAUCAGUUCCAGGCCCAAGUAGGAACCAGUCUUCAGAACAUCUACUCUAUGGUAUUGAUAAUCAAGGGCUUGACACCGACUUCAACUCAGUGUUUGAAAACAUCCAGAUAAAAUCGCCUCCUAGUUUAAUUUAAAUCAAGAAUCAUGCCAACAAAAUGGAGUCAUAUAAUUUCAAGACAUAAUUAGAAUAAUAAAUUACCAUACACAAAUUAUUUAUGUGAUAGACAGGUAAUGUACAUAAAUAUUUAUAAGGUAAAAUUCAUUUUUACAUUUUGGUAAAGUUUAUUGUUAUGCUAUACAUUGUUUUGUAUUCUAUGCUAUAUAUCUGAGUAUGUUGGAAUUCCAACCAUAAUAGAAGAAAUAAAGAACCAAAGGCCAAAUACCAAGCUAGAGAACACCAGCAGCAGACUCAAAGAAAGAACAUUCCAUUGAUAUAGAGGACAGAAACAGGGGCCAUGUAAUCACAGGGUUAUAAUCACCCACAUAUAUACACUAAAACACCUGCUUGUGGUUGCCCAACUGAGCAAUCACAAGUAGCUCGAAAUUGGGGAGAAAAAAAUAUCUGAUCAGAUUCUAAUUAUAUCUACACUGAACUGAACAAUAACUACACUGAACAAUGUUUGAAGAAUAUAUAUAAUUGCUAUUGUCGCAAAAUGUACAUACGUGAAUGUUUUAUAAAUAGAAGCUGCUGGCAAAGAU
Molecule: messenger RNA, 1343 nt
Organism: Pectinophora gossypiella (pink bollworm)
Lineage: Eukaryota; Metazoa; Arthropoda; Insecta; Lepidoptera; Gelechiidae
Exons: 3
Coding region: 149-778 (209 amino acids)
Source: RefSeq, a predicted model, not a curated record